AGAGGAGCUGAGACAUCCGUCCCCCUACGAGAACCCUCCUGGGUCAAGCAAAAUGAAUUAUCAAACAUCCACUCCAUACUAUGACAUUGAUUAUGGGACGUCAGAGCCCUGCCAGAAGGUCAAUGUGAGACAGAUCGCCGCCAGGCUCCUGCCUCCGCUCUACUCACUGGUGUUCAUCUUUGGCUUCGUGGGCAACGUGCUGGUCGUCCUCAUCCUCAUAGACUGCAAAAAGCUGAAGAGCAUGACUGAUAUCUACUUGCUCAAUUUGGCCAUCUCGGACCUGCUCUUCCUUCUCACUAUCCCGUUCUGGGCCCACUACGCUGCAGACCAGUGGACCUUUGGAAAUAAGAUGUGCCAACUUUUGACAGGGCUCUAUUAUAUAGGCUUCUUCACUGGAAACUUCUUCAUCAUCCUCCUUACCAUGGAUAGGUACCUGGCUAUCGUCCAUGCUGUGUCUGCUUCAAAAGCCCGGACAGUCACCUUUGGGGUGGUGACAAGUGGGAUCGCCUGGGUGGUGGCCGUGCUCGCCUCUUUCCCCAGGAUCAUCUUCACCAGAUCCCAAAAAGAGGGUUCUCGUUUUACAUGCAGCCCCCAUUUCCCACCCAGUCAGCACCAUUUCUGGAAGAACUUCCAGGCGUUGAAGAUGAGUGUCUUGGGCCUGAUCCUGCCCCUGCUUGUCAUGAUCAUCGGCUACUCGGCCAUCCUCAAGACCCUGCUCCGUUGUCGAAAUGAAAAGAAGAGGCACAAGGCCGAGAGACUCAUUUUCGUGAUCAUGAUUGUUUACUUUCUUUUCUGGGCUCCCUACAACAUCGUCCUUCUCCUGAGCACCUUCCAGGAAUUCUUUGGCCUGAAUAAUUGCAAUAGCUCCAACAGGCUGGACCAAGCAAUGCAGAUUACAGAGACCCUCGGGAUGACCCACUGUUGCAUCAAUCCCAUCAUCUAUGCUUUCGUCGGGGAGAAGUUUAGAAGGUAUCUCUCCUUGUUUUUCCGAAAGCACAUUGCCAGACGCUUCUGUAAAUGCUGCCCAAUCUUCCAGGGAGAGCUCCCCGACAGAGUAAGCUCAGUUUAUACUCGAUCCACCGGGGAACAGGAAAUCUCUGUCGCCUUGUGACCUGGACUAGGUUUUUGUACAGAGCCUGGGGGUGGGAGUAGUGCUUUUAAAAAGGAAGUUACUGUCAUCUAGGGUCUAAGGUUCAUUCACCCAUCCGGCAUCUCUUUUAAGUAUAUUAGAUCAUUUGAAGCCAUCGCUUCCGGAGAGUCAAAUUGAUAUACAUUGAUGACAUAGCAACCUUCUCAUGUCCCCACCACACACAUCAAUUUAUUGGCAAAUCUCCCUUCAUUGCAA
Molecule: messenger RNA, 1345 nt
Organism: Canis lupus familiaris (dog)
Lineage: Eukaryota; Metazoa; Chordata; Mammalia; Carnivora; Canidae
Gene: CCR5
Product: C-C motif chemokine receptor 5
Biological process (GO): inflammatory response; immune response; chemotaxis
Cellular component (GO): membrane; cytoplasm
Molecular function (GO): C-C chemokine receptor activity; chemokine (C-C motif) ligand 5 binding
Source: RefSeq, marked provisional